Messenger RNA from Phaeodactylum tricornutum CCAP 1055/1, 2493 nucleotides. RefSeq lists its product with no specific name. Gene Ontology annotation, molecular function: phosphatidylinositol binding. The coding region runs from base 1 to 2493 and encodes 830 amino acids. The transcript has 5 exons. Lineage: Eukaryota; Bacillariophyta; Bacillariophyceae; Surirellales; Neidiaceae. The record is from RefSeq and is a predicted model, not a curated record.
AUGGCUCACAGAGCCCUCGUAGAGGGUUGUUCCGACCACAUCGUGCACAUUUCUCCCGCAGGAGUGUGUGCUGCCGUUCGAUCGCGUCGUGUGUCUCGGUGUGGGAUCUCUCCCGUACGGUACGCGGCCCCCGCCCCGCCUACGGGCGGCACCCGCCACGUUGCCGUUCCUCUAUCGAAUCGUGACCCCCCGUCCCCGUGUGUUGUUGUUCCUUGCUGUUGGUUACGGUACCUGCAGUUCUCCAUAUCCUACUCCGGUUCCCAUUCACUUGUCAGUUGUAUUUACUUAUUGGAUUGCAUAUUGUAUUGUGUAUCGCUCGGUUGUAUUGCACUGCCCCGUACAUACGUAUCUUCCGUAACCGCGAUCGACAUGCACGAGACGGACGAGUCCGUCCCGACGUCGACGCCGAGUGCGCUACUCGCGUCUCUCACGGGCGAAGGUGACGAAGCGACGUCGGACGAUUUGUUCGGCAGUGUCCCCGACGAAACGAAUACGGCGGCCCCCACGCCGCCACCGUUGGCCUCGUUGUGGCAGUCGGGAUUGUUGUCGACCGAUACGGACAACCCUAACGAUGACGACAAUCACGCCAAUGAUCUCUUUGCUUCCGUGGAUGCGGAACAGCGAGAACGAGAAGAACAGCAACGAAAGGAAGAGCAGCAACGAAGGAAGAGCAGAAGAGGAACAGCAACGACAAGAAGAGGAACAGAACAGCAGGAGCAACAACAACGACAAGAAAGUCAAAGGCUCCAGGACCAAAUGCAGUCGGUCAACUUGAACAGUAGCGUAGCUACGAGUCAUCCACACCCGCACGGACCAUCCUCUGCGUAUUCCCACACUCCGGCUGUUCCGGACACGCACAAUGCACAAGGAUAUCCAUACCAUUCACAACCGCAACAACAUUUCCAACACCACUCUCCUCCCGUGCCCUACAUUCACACGCAGCCCCCCUCGUACGCCCACGAGCAGUCCGCGUCCGGCGUCAACAAUCACCCACGUCCCGUGGCUGAGGGUUUUUAUCGAGACCACGAUCCCCGUUCCGCCCCGUCCGCACCCUUGCCGCCGCCUUCAAAUACUUACGGAGGGACGGGACACGUCGGUAACAGACCCGUGUAUCGUGCGUCACCACCAAUCGCUGGCGGCGGCAUCGGACCCCCGACCACGGCACGCCCUGCACAACUCCCCACUCUGUAUCCUCCGCACGCCCCACGAAUGGUCGUCACGCAACCACCACCGGUCGUACCGGUGUACGCCAAAAUACUCGUUACCGACCCACUCUGGUUGCAAUCCGCAGCGCGCUUCUUGGGGGGUGCCCCCUUUUGGAGUUACCAAAUUGUGGCGCAGCUGCUCCCUCCCGGGGACGUCAAUCCGCAGGUCUCUGCAGGGCACUGGCAAGUGAGACGUCGCUUUCGACACGUCGUCGCCUUGGAAGAUCGCCUCCGCCAAGAAUGCCCCGGGGCUAUCUUGCCCCCACGUCCCGACAAACACGCCGCGCGCGCCAUUGAAGAAGCCUCCACCCAACAAUCGGCCGAAUUCGCCUUGCUCCGGACGGCCGAGCUCCAAGUCUAUCUCAAUCAGCUAAUUACUCAUCCAAUCGUCGCGCGCUCCCAUACCCUCCGUCUCUUUUUGUCGCUUCAGGACGAUCUCGGCACGGCUUGGCCGGAAUGUUCCAACAACGCGUUGACGCGCCUCGCCAACGCCAGUGUCGGAGCCGCCGUCAAGGUAUCGGAACAGACCUCGGAACGCUUACAGGAACACGGGGAGGACGACGCCGAACUACUCGCCCUGCAGAGUGCCGAAUCGGUGCGCAUGGGUGCCGUCAUGCAAGCCGUCCCCAAGCUCGAAGGCGCCGUCACACUCUUGCGCGAAGGCGCCGAACUCUCCGGUGGCGUCGGGAUGGAAAUGUCCCGGCUCGCCAAGGAAGUCGUCAACACGGACCGGGAGUUAUCCCAACCCAUUGAUUUACUGAGCAGCGGUUUGUUGCGGUCCUCGCGCCGCUCGAAACGCACGGCGUUGGAGUUGUCGGCUGCCCUCAACGCGUUUACGCACCAGUACAAGACGUGUCGGUACGUUCGCAUGGCCUUGCAGGAUCGGCGUCACGCAAUUCAGAAACGAUACAAGGAACGGUCACGGGCGGAUCAGCGCGCGUCGCAAUUUUAUGCGCAACAACGCAACGCGGCCUACGGACAACAACCCUACGGGCAACAAUCACACCUUUACAAUGGUAUGGAUCCCAUGGAUGCCGUCCGGAUGGACGCCAUGGCCACCGAUACCGUUCAGGAAUGUGAGGAAAUCGGUCAACGACUCAAGUCCGAAAUCAAUCGUGUAGCGUACGAUCGACGCACAACUUGGAACCAGUCCGUCAAGGUCAUGGCGAGCGCCAUGAAGGAAGGUCUGAGCGAGCGGGUUGCGAUUUGGGAAUCCGUACAGCAAUCGUUUUUGCAAGCCUUUCCCGAAUACGAUCCGGAGCAGAACCAGCAGGGGAGCCGAACCUAG